UAUCCUUGAGCUUCGAUAGCAUCUGUAAUCGGUAUAAUUCAAUAUACUCGCUCAUCCAAUUAUGCGGCUGUGAGCUCUCGCGGCUUUCGCAAAGACACGCGCCCCGCGCGGCGCUUCUUCUCUUCUCGCGUUACUUCGGACUAUUAUAAAAAUCAUGGAGUACGGGUAUCUCAGCGGUGCCGGUGGAGGCUUCGAUGGUGCGUGUUUGGGCUCGAGUGGCACGGAACUGUCUUGGGGCGACCUGGCCUCCUGCGGCCAGAUGUCGCAGGCAGCCUACCGCUACCAGGGCAUGCGGUACCAGCCACCUCCUCCUCAAUGCGCGAGGCCGCAGGACGCCACAAUGAGAAACCACCACAUAUUCCCGCCAGCUAUGAAUCUUCAACCGGGACUGCCAUACAAAGUAUACGGAGGUCAUGAGGGCUCAUUAACAGAAAAAAGAAAACAGAGACGCAUCAGGACGACGUUCACGUCAGCACAGCUGAAAGAAUUAGAGAGAGCCUUCCAGGAGACGCACUACCCUGAUAUAUACACGAGAGAAGAAAUAGCGAUGAAGAUUGACUUGACGGAAGCAAGAGUACAGGUGUGGUUUCAAAACCGGCGCGCUAAGUUCCGCAAGCAGGAACGCUUAGCGCAGCAGAAAGCUGGAGAAACUCCGGUCAAAGCGGAGGGCAAGAGAGACAAGCCUGGCUCUCCUGCGUCACCUCACAACCCUCCGUCACAAAGCACGCACCACUCACUGCCACAUCUCUCUCCGCCUGACCUGAAGCCGAUUACAUCUGCGGCUAAUAAGCUAUGUGAGGAGCUGAACGGCGUGUCUGGUGGCCUACCGGAGCCUCCUGUGAGCGGCGUGGGAGCCAGCAAGUGGGCGGGAGGCUGCGGCCUGCUGCGUCAGCCCUCAGGGUUCCCGCUGCUCGGAGUAGCACCACCCAACUACCUGCUCUCCGAUCAUCUCGGGACGCUGGCCAAAUCAAACAACCACCUUUUCUAAUGUGCAAUUCCCUUCUUUUAAAGAAGAACUUUAACCAGACUUACUGAUUGCAUUGAGACUUAAAAUUGAGUGAAUAACAAUAAAGAGUGAACUAAUAAAUAU
Messenger RNA from Leptidea sinapis, 1090 nucleotides. Its product is annotated as paired mesoderm homeobox protein 2B-like. The record is from RefSeq and is a predicted model, not a curated record. The transcript has 4 exons. Gene Ontology annotation, biological process: regulation of transcription by RNA polymerase II. The coding region runs from base 155 to 988 and encodes 277 amino acids. Lineage: Eukaryota; Metazoa; Arthropoda; Insecta; Lepidoptera; Pieridae. Gene Ontology annotation, molecular function: DNA-binding transcription factor activity, RNA polymerase II-specific; RNA polymerase II transcription regulatory region sequence-specific DNA binding.